This is a messenger RNA of Coregonus sp. 'balchen', 16359 nucleotides long. NCBI's taxonomy places the organism in Eukaryota, Metazoa, Chordata, Actinopteri, Salmoniformes, Salmonidae. The record is from the annotation of a GenBank genome assembly.
AUGACAUUGUAGAAUACUUGGAUCCCCAAAAGAAAAGUAAUAGUAGAUGAAAUAAUUUAAUCAAGAUUGCAGUAAUUAUUUGAGUAUAUCAUAGCCAUUUUACAGCAAAACAGGUUCAGGCUAUGUGUAAACCUCCAAGACUUAGACCUAGUCUAUUCAGAAAUAGCCAUCUGUCUUAUUAGGCUUCUGUUUAGGUACACUUGACCAUAUGGUAUUAAUACUGCUAACAUGCUGAGCACCCUGUCUGUUGGUAUUAAUACUGCUAACAUGCUGAGUCUCCCUGUCUGUUGGUAUUAAUACUGCUAACAUACUGAGCACCCUGUCUGUUGGUAUUAAUACUGCUAACAUGCUGAGUCUCCCUGUCUGUUGGUAUUAAUACUGCUAACAUGCUGAGCACCCUGUCUGUUGGUAUUAAUACUGCUAACAUGCUGAGUCUCCCUGUCUGUUGGUAUUAAUACUGCUAACAUGCUGAGUCUCCCUGUCUGUUGGUAUUAAUACUGCUAACAUGCUGAGUCUCCCUGUCUGUUGGUAUUAAUACUGCUAACAUGCUGAGCACCCUGUCUGUUGGUAUUAAUACUGCUAACAUGCUGAGCACCCUGUCUGUUGGUAUUAAUACUGCUAACAUGCUGAGUCUCCCUGUCUGUUGGUAUUAAUACUGCUAACAUGCUGAGUCUCCCUGUCUGUUGGUAUUAAUACUGCUAACAUGCUGAGUCUCCCUGUCUGUUGGUAUUAAUACUGCUAACAUGCUGAGUCUCCCUGCCUGUUGGUAUUAAUACUGCUAACAUGCUGAGUCUCCCUGCCUGUUGGUAUUAAUACUGCUAACAUGCUGAGUCCCCUGUCUGUUGGUAUUAAUACUGCUAACAUGCUGAGUCUCCCUGCCUGUUGGUAUUAAUACUGCUGGCCCCUGUUGGUAUUAAUACUGCUAACAUGCUGAGUCUCCUGUCUGUUGGUAUUAAUACUGCUAACAUUCUGAGUCUCCCUGCCUUGUUGGUAUUAAUUACUGCUAACAUGCUGAGUCUCCCUGUCUGUUGGUAUUAAUACUGCUAACAUGCUGAGUCUCCCUGUCUGUUGGUAUUAAUACUGCUAACAUGCUGAGUCUCCCUGUCUGUUGGUAUUAAUACUGCUAACAUGCUGAGUCUCCCGGUCUGUUGGUAUUAAUACUGCUAACAUUGCUGAGUCUCCCUGUCUGUUGGUAUUAAUACUGGCUAACAUGCUGAGUCUCCCUGCCUGUUGGUAUUAAUACUGCUAACAUGCUGAGUCUCCCUGUCUGUUGGUAUUAAUACUGCUAACAUGCUGAGUCUCCCUGCCUGUUGGUAUUAAUACUGCUAACAUGCUGAGUCUCCUGGUCCUGUUGGUAUUAAUAAUGCUAACAUGUAUUAAUACUGCUACACAUGCUGAGCACCCUGUCUGUUGGUAUUAAUACUGCUAACAUGCUGAGUCUCCCUGUCUGUUGGUAUUAAUACUGCUAACAUGCUGAGCACCCUGUCUGUUGGUAUUAAUACUGCUAACAUGCUGAGUCUCCCUGUCUGUUGGUAUUAAUACUGCUAACAUGCUGAGCACCCUGUCUGUUGGUAUUAAUACUGCUAACAUGCUGAGUCUCCCUGUCUGUUGGUAUUAAUACUGCUAACAUGCUGAGUCUCCCUGUCUGUUGGGUAUUAUACUGCUAACAUGCUGAGCACCCUGUCUGUUGGUAUUAAUACUGCUAACAUGCUGAGCACCCUGUCUGUUGGUAUUAAUACUGCUAACAUGCUGAGUCUCCCUGUCUGUUGGUAUUAAUACUGCUAACAUGCUGAGUCUCCCUGUCUGUUGGUAUUAAUACUGCUAACAUGCUGAGUCUCCCUGUCUGUUGGUAUUAAUACUGCUAACAUGCUGAGUCUCCCUGUCUGUUGGUAUUAAUAAUGCUACAUGGUGAGUCUCCCUGUGCUAACAUGCUGAGCACCCUGUCUGUUGGUAUUAAUACUGCUAACAUGCUGAGUCUCCCUGCCUGUUGGUAUUAAUACUGCUAACAUGCUGAGUCUCCCUGUCUGUUGGUAUUAAUACUGCUAACAUGCUGAGUCUCCCUGUCUGUUGGUAUUAAUACUGCUAACAUGCAGUCAUCCCUGUGUCUGUUGGUACAGGUGGUAUCUCUCCCAUACCCAUGGAACUACAGCCUGCAGUCUCUGCUCAGUCUCAGGCCCUGUCCAGAAACAGCCCCUAUCCCCCAGAUCUGAAUUAGUUAGAAAAGUAAGCUAUAUGGACGCAAUAUGGCAGUAACUCCACUUUUUCCUCUGAUAGGUUAGAUGGAAUGUUAGCCAUAUUGCUAAGGUUUAACUAUAGCAUUCUUGUCCUCACAGAUCCUCACCAGUACCCUGGGUAAAGCCUAGAGGUUUGUGUUUUGGAUGGGGUUUCAGUCUCAGAGCUGUGGUAGCUAGGACACUGUACUGUACUGAGGGGGUUCAAACCAGGAGGUUUUUUAAGAAUUUGCCCAGGAGAGGAGAGGGGGAAAAAACAACUCAUGGAUGGAUAAAAUACCCCACAUGUUUAGGUGGUUACGUUUUCCCAGGCUCUGUACAGCCUGACCCUGUCAGUGUUGACACCACAUUCUUGAGUAUAGGCCUAGUGUUUGUUUAUGAGUAAGUCCCAAAUGACACCCUAUUCCCUAUAUAGUGCACUACUUUUGAUCAGACAUACCAAACAGUGGUCCUUUGUAGCUCAGUUGAUAGAGCAUGGCAAUGCCAGGGUAGUGGGUUCGAUUCCUGGGACCACCCAUAUGUAAAAUACAGUGGCUUGCAAAAUAUUUUUUAUUGUGAAACAAACAAGAAAUAAGACAAAAAAAACAGAACUUGAGCGUGCAUAACUAUUUACCCCCCCCCAAAGUCAAUACUUUGUAGAGCCACCAUUUGCAGCAAUUACAACUGCAAGUCUCGGGUAUUUCUCUAUAAGCUUGGCACAUCUAGCCACUGGGAUUUUUGCCCAUUCUUCAAGGCAAAACUGCUCCUUCAAGUUGGAUUGGUUCCGCUGGUGUACAGCAAUCUUUAAGUCAUACCACAGAUUCUCAAUUGGAUUGAGGUCUGGGCUUUGACCAGGCCAUUCCAAGACAUUUAAAUGUUUCCCCUUAAACCACUCAAGUGUUGCUUUAGCAGUAUGCUUAGGGUUAUUGUCCUGCUGGAAGGUGAACCUCCGUCCCAGUCUCAAAUCUCUGGAAGACUGAAACAGGUUUCCCUCAAGAAUUUCCCCGUAUUUAGCGCCAUCCAUCAUUCCUUCAAUUCUGACCAGUUUCCCAGUCCCUGCCGAUGAAAAACAUCCCCACAGCAUGAUGCUGCCACCACCAUGCUUCACUGUGGGGAUGGAGUUCUGGGUGUGAUGAGAGGUGUUGGGUUUGCGCCAGACAUAGCGUUUACCUUGAUGGUCAAAAAGCUCAAUUUGAGUGUCAUCUGACCAGAGUACCUUCUUCCAUAUGUUUGGGGAGUCUCCCACAUGCCUUUUGGCGAACACCAAACGUUUUGCUUAUUUUUUUCUUUAAGAAGUGGAUUUUUUCUGGCCACCCUUCCGUAAAGCCCAGCUCUGUGGAGUGUAUGGCUUAAAGUGGUCCUAUGGACAGAUACUCCAAUCUCCGCUGUGGAGCUUUGCAGCUCCUUCAGGGUUAUCUUUGGUCUCUUUGUUGCCUCUCUGAUUAAUGCCCUCCUUGCCUGGUCCGUGAGUUUUGGUGGGCGGCCCUCUCUUGGCAGGUUUGUUGUGGUGCCAUAUUCUUUCCAUUUUUUAAUAAUGGAUUUAAUGGUGCUCCGUCGGAUGUUCAAAGUUUCGGAUAUUUUUUUAUAACCCAACCCUGAUCUGUACUUCUCCAGAACUUUGUCCCUGACCUGUUUGGAGAGCACCUUGGUCUUCAUGGUGCCGCUUGCUUGGUGGUGCCCCUUGCUUAGUGGUGUUGCAGACUCUGGGGCCUUUCAGAACAGGUGUAUAUAUACUGAGAUCAUGUGACAGAUCAUGUGACACUUAAAUAAAGUCACCUGUGUGCAAUCUAACUAAUGAUGUGACUUCUGAAGGUAAUUGGUUGCACCAGAUCUUAUUUAGGGUCUUCAUAGCAAAGGGGGUGAAUACAUAUCCAUGCACCACUUUUCUGUAAAAAGACAUUGUGUAUUUUUUUUAACAAGGAAUCUUUUUAAUUUCACUUCACCAAUUUUGACUAUUUUGUGUAUGUCCAUUACAUGAAAUCCAAAUUUAAAAUCCAUUUAAAUUACAGGUUGUAAUGCAACAAAAUAGGAAAAGCGCCAAGGGGGAUGAAUACUUUUGCAAGGCGCUGUAUAUGCACUCAGGGUCUGCUAAAUGGAGUAUGUUAUUAAAUUAUUUUAUAGCACUAACAGAUCUUGGACCAGGCUAACAUAUCUGGCUGUCAAAUUAGUAUACCAUGCCCUAUGCUCAUGCACAUGAACCAACCCUUCUAAUUCAAUUCAAUGGAGCCACCUGACUGAAUGAAUGGCAUGGAAAGUCUGCAUUCAUUCAGCUCUAGCAUGGCAUUGGCCUUUGUCAUGACGGAUGAGUCAGGGGCCAUGCAGGACCAUUCUAGUUCCAUUACAGCUAUGACCAGACAGACAGUAAGUUCUGUUUUAUGUCUAUGGUCAGACAGUAAGUUCUAGUUGCUUUACGUCUAUGGCCAAACAGUUAAUAGACUGAUAAACAGCCACAUGGGACAAGAGAAAGUGCUAUGCUACAAUCCAGGAGUCCAGACCUUUCAGCUAGGCCUAUCUGUAGAUAUUACUGGACUGUAUUACUAGGUUGUAUCUAGCACAUAGUGUGGGUCAGCAAGUCUGGACACAGUCCAGUGAGUCUGAAUAUAGACUGAAUACAGACUGGACUGAGGUCUGAUAUAGUUUUAAGACAGAGACAGUACCUCAUGUCUGAUAAAGCUUUAUGACCUCAGCAGGUCUGAUAGAGCUUUUUGACAGAGACAGUACCUCAUGUCUGAUAAAGCUUUAUGACCUCAGCAGGUCUGAUAGUUUUAUGACCUCAGCAGAUGUUUGUCAUUAGAGGAUACAGAAGGCUCCUAAAGGCCUGCUGCUGUUCCAUGUGUUCUGAGACGGGUGAGAGGUCAAGGGGUCUGGUGACAGGAUAUUAUGAGUUAAGAGACUAGGUGGGUUCAGACAUGUUCCACUGACCACACAGGAUAGGCCUAGGUCUGAAUGUCCAGGUGAUGUUACUCCCAGACAUUAGUACCACAAUUGAUCAUAAAACAACAGUCUCUCCCGUGUGUCCUCCAGCUACCAUGAGGAGCUGGUGGAGUUGCAGGAGAGACCGUGUGGCUGUGUGUAACAGUCCUCUCUCUCCCAUGUGUUUCCCAGUUACCAUGAGGCCCAGGAGGAGUUGCUGGAGUUCCAGGAAGGGAGCAGAGAGCUGGAGGCAGAGUUAGAGGCUCAGCUAGGACAGGCUGAACACCGCCUCAGAGACCUGCACACAGAGAACCAAAGACUGAAGAGCGAGUUGGACAACCUCAAGGUAACAUACGCAAGAACGGACACACACACACACACACACACACACACAGAGGGGUUAGAACCAAACACUGAAGUGCGAGCUGGACAACCUCAAGGUAAAUGUUGUACCUCUUGGUGUUGGAAUUGAACAAAUAUGUGAAACGGUUGGGGAUUCAGUUCAGCAAACACUGUUCCUGUGGAUUCGGUUUGGUAAACACUGUUCCUGUGGAUUCGGUUUGGUAAACACUGUUCCUGUGGAUUUGGUUUGGUAAACACUGUUCCUGAGGAUUUGGUUUGGCAAACACUGGAUUACAGGAACGGAAUAUCAGUUAAUGUCACCCAUUCACCAGGGACUGGAAACAGGGCUCAACAACCACAUCUGGAUGAGUGAGUGAUAUAUAUAUAUAUAUAUAUAUAUAUAUAUAUAUAUAUAUAUAUAUAUAUACACACAUAUACAUACAUACAUACAUACAUACAGUGGGGAAAAAAUGUAUUUAGUCAGCCAUCAAUUCUGCAAGUUCUCCCACUUAAAAAGAUGAGAGAGGCCUGUAAUUUUCAUCAUAGGUACACGUCAACUAUGACAGACAAAAUGAGGAAAAAAAAUCCAGAAAAUCACAUUGUAGGAUUUUUUAUGAAUUUAUUUGCAAAUUAUGGUGGAAAAUAAGUAUUUGGUCAAUAACGAAAGUUUCUCAAUACUUUGUUAUAUACCCUUUGUUGGCAAUGACACAGGUCAAACGUUUUCUGUAAGUCUUCACAAGGUUUUCACACACUGUUGCUGGUAUUAUGGCCCAUUCCUCCAUGCAGAUCUCCUCUAGAGCAGUGAUGUUUUGGGUUUGUCGCUGGGCAACAUGGACUUUCAACUCCCUCCAAUGAUUUUCUAUGGGGUUGAGAUCUGGAGACUGGCUAGGCCACUCCAGGACCUUGAAAUGCUUCUUACGAAGCCACUCCUUCGUUGCCCGAGCGGUGUGUUUGGGAUCAUUGUCAUGCUGAAAGACCCAGCCACAUUUCAUCUUCAAUGCCCUUGCUGAUGGAAGGAGGUUUUCACUCAAAAUCUCACGAUACAUGGCCCCAUUCAUUCUUUCCUUUACACGGAUCAGUCGUCCUGGUCCCUUUGCAGAAAAACAGUCCCAAAGCAUGAUGUUUCCACCCCCAUGCUUCACAGUAGGUAUGGUGUUCUUUGGAUGCAACUCAGCAUUCUUUGCCCUCCAAACACGACGAGUUGGGUUUUUACCAAAAAGUUAUAUUUUGGUUUCAUCUGACCAUAUGACAUUCUCCCAAUCCUCUUUUGGAUCAUCCAAAUGCACUCUAGCAAACUUCAGACGGGCUUGGACAUGUACUGGCUUAAGCAGGGGAACACGUCUGGCACUGCAUGAUUUGAGUCCCUGGCGGCGUAGUGUGUUACUGAUGGUAGGCUUUGUUACUUUGGUCCCAGCUUUCUGCAGGUCAUUCACUAGGUCCCCCCGUGUGGUUCUGGGAUUUUUGCUCACCGUUCUUGUGAUCAUUUUGACCCCACGGGGUGAGAUCUUGCGUGGAGCCCCAGAUCGAGGGAGAUUAUCAGUGGUCUUGUAUGUCUUCCAUUUCCUAAUAAUUGCUCCCACAGUUGAUUUCUUCAAACCAAGCUGCUUACCUAUUGCAGAUUCAGUCUUCCCAGCCUGGUGCAGGUCUACAAUUUAGUUUCUGGUGUCCUUUGACAGCUCUUUCGUCUUGGCCAUAGUGGAGUUUGGAGUGUGACUGUUUGAGGUUGUGGACAUGUGUCUUUUAUACUGAUAACAAGUUCAAACAGGUGCCAUUAAUACAGGUAACGAUUGGAGGACAGAGAAGCCUCUUAAAAAAGAAGUUACAGGUCUGUGAGAGCCAGAAAUCUUGCUUGUUUGUAGGUGACAAAAUACUUAUUUUCCACCAUCAUUUGCAAAUAAAUUCAUUAAAAAUCCUACAAUGUGAUUUUCUGGAUUUUUUUUCCUCAAUUUGUCUGUCAUAGUUGACAUGUACCUAUGAUGAAAAUUACAGGCCUCUCUCAUCUUUUUAAGUGGGAGAACUUGCACAAUUGGUGGCUGACUAAAUACUUUUUUUCCCCACUGUACAUACAUACAUACACACACACACACACACACACACACACACACACACACACAGUGGUGUGAAAAAGUGUUUGCCUGAUUUCUUAUUUAUUUGCAUGUUUGUCACACUUAAAUGUUUCAGAUCAUCAAACAAAUUUAAAUAUUAGUCAAAGAUAACACAAGUAAACACAAAAUGCAGUUUUGAAAUUAAGGUUGUUAUUAUUAUUAAGGGAAAACAAAAUCCAAACCCACAUGGCCCUGUGUGAAAAAGUGAUUGCCCCCUACAACCUAAUAACUGGUUGGGCCACCCUUAGCAGCAACAACUGCAAUCAAGCGUUUGCGAUAACUUGCAAUGAGUCUUUUACAGCGCUGUGGAGGAAUUUUGGCCCACUCAUCUUUGCAGAAUUGUUGUAAUUCAGCCACAUUGGAGGGUUUUCGAGCAUGAACUGCCUUUUUAAGGUCAUGCCACAGCAUCUCAAUAGGAUUCAGGUCAGGACUUUGACUAGGCCACUCCAAAGUCUUCAUUUAGUUUUUCUUCAGCCAUUCAGAGGUGGACUUGCUGGUGUGUUUUGGAUCAUUGUCCUGCUGCAGAACCCAAGUUCUCUUCAGCUUGAGGUCACGAACAGAUAGCCGGACAUUCUCCUUCAGGAUUUUUUGGUACAGCAGAAUUCAUGGUUCCAUUUAUCACAGCAAGUCUUCCAGGUCCUGAAGCAGCAAAACAGGCCCAGACCAUCACACUACCACCACCAUGUUUUACUGUUGGUAUGAUGUUGUUUUUCUGAAAUGCAGUGUUACUUUUACGCCAGAUGUAAUGGGACACACACCUUCCAAAAAGUUCAACUUUUGUCUCGUCAGUCCACAGAGUAUUUUCCCCAAAGGUCUUGGGGAUCAUCAAGAUGUUUUCUGGCAAAAAUGAGACGAGCCUUAAUGUUAUUUUUGCUCAGCAGUGGUUUUCGUCUUGGAACUCUGCCAUGCAGGCCAUUUUUGCCCAGUCUCUUUCUUAUGGUGGAGUCAUGAACACUGACCUUAACUGAGGCAAGUGAGGGCUGCAGCUCUUUGGAUGUUGUUGUGGGGUCUUUUGUGACCUCUUGGAUGAGUCGUCGCUGCGCUCUUGGGGUAAUUUUGGUCGGCCGGCCACUCCUGGGAAGGUUCACCACUGUUCCAUGUUUUUGCCAUUUGUGGAUAAUGGCUCUCACUGUGGUUCGCUGGAGUCCCAAAGCUUUAGAAAUGGCUUUAUAACCUUUUCCAGACUGAUGGAUCUCAAUUACUUUCUUUCUCAUUUGUUCCUGAAUUUCUUUGGAUCUCGGCAUGAUGUCUAGCUUUUGAGGAUCUUUUGGUCUACUUCACUUUGUCAGGCAGGUCCUAUUUAAGUGAUUCCUUGAUUGAGAACAGGUGUGGCAGUAAUCAGGCCUGGGUGUGGCUAGAGGAAUUGAACUCAGGUGUGAUAAACCACAGUUGAGUUGUGUUAUAACAGGGGGGCAAACACUUUUUCACACAGGGCCAUGUAGGUUUGGAUUUUGUUUUCCCUUAAUAAUAACAACCUUCAUUUCAAAACUGCAUUUUGUGUUUACUUGUGUUAUCUUUGACUAAUAUUUACAUUUGUUUGAUCUGAAACAUUGAAGUGUGACAAACAUGCAAACAAAUAACAAAUCAGGAAGGGGGCAAACACUUUUUCACACCACUGUAUAUAUAUAUAGUUGGCUGUCCAGCAGUUCCAUGCCUUGGCCUAAUCCCCAGGCCGUUCAGCAGUACACUGUAAUAGGAUGACAACUAGAGGGAUGUUUAACCCACACUGCUAAUGCUAGCCAGGUAUAUCACUGCUUAUAUCACUAGUGCUAGCCAGGUAUAUCACUGCUUAUAUCACUAGUGCUAGCCAGGUAUAUUACUGCUUAUAUCACUAGUGCUAGCCAGGUAUAUCACUGCUUAUAUCACUAGUGCUAGCCAGGUAUAUUACUGCUUAUAUCACUAGUGCUAGCCAGGUAUAUUACUGCUUAUAUCACUAGUGCUAGCCAGGUAUAUUACUGCUUAUAUCACUAGUGCUAGCCAGGUAUAUCACUGCUUAUAUCACUAGUGCUAGCCAGGUAUAUUACUGCUUAUAUCACUAGUGCUAGCCAGGUAUAUUACUGCUUAUAUCACUAGUGCUAGCCAGGUAUAUCACUGCUUAUAUCACUAGUGCUAGCCAGGUAUAUCACUGCUUAUAUCACUAGUGCUAGCCAGGUAUAUUACUGCUUAUAUCACUAGUGCUAGCCAGGUAUAUCACUGCUUAUAUCACUAGUGCUAGCCAGGUAUAUUACUGCUUAUAUCACUAGUGCUAGCCAGGUAUAUCACUGCUUAUAUCACUAGUGCUAGCCAGGUAUAUUACUGCUUAUAUCACUAGUGCUAGCCAGGUAUAUUACUGCUUAUAUCACUAGUGCUAGCCAGGUAUAUUACUGCUUAUAUCACUAGUGCUAGCCAGGUAUAUUACUGCUUAUAUCACUAGUGCUAGCCAGGUAUAUUACUGCUUAUAUCACUAGUGCUAGCCAGGUAUAUUACUGCUUAUAUCACUAGUGCUAGCCAGGUAUAUCACUGCUUAUAUCACUAGUGCUAGCCAGGUAUAUCACUGCUUAUAUCACUAGUGCUAGCCAGGUAUAUUACUGCUUAUAUCACUAGUGCUAGCCAGGUAUAUCACUGCUUAUAUCACUAGUGCUAGCCAGGUAUAUUACUGCUUAUAUCACUAGUGCUAGCCAGGUAUAUCACUGCUUAUAUCACUAGUGCUAGCCAGGUAUAUUACUGCUUAUAUCACUAGUGCUAGCCAGGUAUAUUACUGCUUAUAUCACUAGUGCUAGCCAGGUAUAUUACUGCUUAUAUCACUAGUGCUAGCCAGGUAUAUUACUGCUUAUAUCACUAGUGCUAGCCAGGUAUAUUACUGCUUAUAUCACUAGUGCUAGCCAGGUAUAUCACUGCUUAUAUCACUAGUGCUAGCCAGGUAUAUCACUGCUUAUAUCACUAGUGCUAGCCAGGUAUAUUACUGCUUAUAUCACUAGUGCUAGCCAGGUAUAUUACUGCUUAUCAUCACUAGUGCUAGCCAGGUAUAUUAUUAUACUAGUGCUAGCCAAGGUAUAUCACUGCUUAUAUCACUAGUGCUAGCCAGGUAUAUUCACUGCUUAUAUCACUAGUGCUAGCCAGGUAUAUUACUGCUUAUAUCACUAGUGCUAGCCAGGUUAUCUACUGCUUAUAUCACUAGUGCUAGCCAGGUAUAUACUGCUUAUAUCACUAGUGCUAGCCAGGUAUAUUACUGCUUAUAUUCACUAGUGCUAGCAGGUAUAUUACUACUUAUAUCACUAGUGCUAGCCAGGUAUAUCACUGCUUAUAUCACUAGUAUAUACUUAUCAGGCUAGCCAGGUAUAUUACUGCUUAUAUCACUAGUGCUAGCCAGGUAUAUUACUGCUUAUAUCACUAGUGCUAGCCAGGUAUAUUACUACUUAUAUCACUAGUGCUAGCCAGGUAUAUUACUGCUUAUAUCACUAGUGCUAGCCAGGUAUAUCACUGCUUAUAUCACUAGUGCUAGCCAGGUAUAUUACUGCUUAUAUCACUAGUGCUAGCCAGGUAUAUUACUGCUUAUAUCACUAGUGCUAGCCAGGUAUAUUACUGCUUAUAUCACUAGUGCUAGCCAGGUAUAUCACUGCUUAUAUCACUAGUGCUAGCCAGGUAUAUUACUGCUUAUAUCACUAGUGCUAGCCAGGUAUAUUACUGCUUAUAUCACUAGUGCUAGCCAGGUAUAUUACUGCUUAUAUCACUAGUGCUAGCCAGGUAUAUCACUGCUUAUAUCACUAGUGCUAGCCAGGUAUAUUACUGCUUAUAUCACUAGUGCUAGCCAGGUAUAUCACUGCUUAUAUCACUAGUGCUAGCCAGGUAUAUUACUGCUUAUAUCACUAGUGCUAGCCAGGUAUAUCCUGCUUAUAUCACUAGUGCUAGCCAGGUAUAUCACUGCUUAUAUCACUAGUGCUAGCCAGGUAUAUCACUGCUUAUAUCACUAGUGCUAGCCAGGUAUAUCACUGCUUAUAUCACUAGUGCUAGCCAGGUAUAUCACUGCUUAUAUCACUAGUGCUAGCCAGGUAUAUCACUGCUUAUAUCACUAGUGCUAGCCAGGUAUAUCACUGCUUAUAUCACUAGUGCUAGCCAGGUAUAUCAUGCUUAUAUCACUAGUGCUAGCCAGGUAUAUUACUGCUUAUAUCACUAGUGCUAGCCAGGUAUAUCACUGCUUAUAUCACUAGUGCUAGCCAGGUAUAUUACUGCUUAUAUCACUAGUGCUAGCCAGGUAUAUAUCACUGCUUAUAUCACUAGUGCUAGCCAGGUAUAUCACUGCUUAUAUCACUAAUGCUAGCCAGGUAUAUCACUGCUUAUAUCACUAGUGCUAGCCAGGUAUAUCACUGCUUAUAUCACUAGUGCUAGCCAGGUAUAUCACUGACCAGGAUGUAUAUCGCUGAGAUAAAAGAACACAGAGCUAUGGUUAACAUGAUGCUAACCAGGAUGUAUAUCACUGAGUUAAUAGAACAUGAUGCUAACCAGGAUGUAUAUCACUGAGAUAAUGGAACAUGAUGCUAACCAGGAUGUAUAUCACUGAGAUAAUGGAACAUGAUGCUAACCAGGAUGUAUAUCACUGAGAUAAUGGAACAUGAUGCUAACCAGGAUGUAUAUCACUGAGAUAAUAGAACACAUGCUUCUUUAUGACGAGGUGCUGUCUUUCAUGACCAUUUUCUUCUGUCCGUGGGAUAACCAUAUUCAUGUGUGGUAGACAGACAGCCGUUGUGUUAGACUACAUAUGGCAGCAACAUGUGAAUGUGCAGUAGACUAGAGAAGCUAAUGUCCUAGAGCUAAAGUUCUAUGAAUGGGCCUGGGAGGACUGGGAUUCAUGCGAGGGGGCUGUAGACUACAGUCAUGGGCAAAAGUUUUGAGAAUGACACAAAUACUAAUUUUCACAGUCUGCUGCCUCAGUUUUGAUGGAUGUGGCCCAGAAGUUAAUUGACAGCAUGCCAGGGCGGAUUGCAGAGGUCUUGAAAAAGAAGGGUCAACACUGCAAAUAUUUACUCUUUGCAUAAACUUAAUGUAAUUGUCAAUAAAAGCCUUUGACACUUAUGGAAUGCUUGUAAUUAUACUUCAGUAUAUACCAUAGUAACAUCUGACAAAAAAUAUCGCAUAACACUGAAGCAGCGAACUUUGCGAAGACUAAUACUUGUGUCAUUCUCAAAACUUUUGACCACGACUGUAGAGAAGCUAAUGUCCUAGAGCUAAAGUUCUAUGAAUGGGCCUGGGAGGACUGUGGGAUUCAUGUGAGGGGGCUGUAGCUUGUUCUCCUGAAUGAUGGGCCUGUCUUGAGCUGAGGCAUGUAGCUAGGCCAGCUGUGCUGUUGACCCUUGACCCAGACCUCAGGCUGGCCUGAUUCUGACACCUAUGAGCCAUACUUCACCCCUCGCCAGAGAACAAAGGAGUUGGAGUUCUAGAAUCUAUGAACACUAUGAGAAAGAAUGUUAACUAGCAGUCUGUUUGUGUUAGCAUUAAGAAAGUUGGCAUGUCAACGCUCUCCCUUCCUGUCACCUCAGUCUUUAAUGCAACCAUCUCCACACGCACUCAUUCUCUCUCCCCCUCUCUCUCCCCCCGUAGGAGAAAUUGGAGCAGCAGUAUGCUCAGAGUUAUAAGCAGGUCUCCAUGUUAGAGGAUGACCUGGGACAGACCAGAGGAAUCAAGGAGCACCUUCAUAAAUACGUCAGAGAACUGGAGCAGGCCAACGAUGACCUGGAGAGAGCCAAGAGGUCACUAUAUACCAUAGUAGAACUAAACUAACCUUACUAACGCAGCCAUUCAAAUGUUUUACUUGACUUCAAGCCUAGGUUGUAGGCUAAGUGGAUUUAACUUUGUGUUGUUAACUAAAUGAAAGCAUGUUGACUGGUAGCUGUGUCUCAGUAUUCAGAGAGUGUCUCCACUUAGUGUUAACCCAGUUAUCCAACCCACACAGAUACUGUACUUUUUUAGCUGCUUCUGCUACUAACAGUUGUCCACCCCAACCCCUCUCCUCCUCUCCUCUCCUCCUCCUCUCCUCUCCUCCCUCCUCCUCCCUCCCCCUCUCCUCCCUCCCUCAGGGCGACCAUUGUAUCUCUGGAGGACUUUGAGGGUCGUCUGAACCAGGCCAUAGAGAGGAAUGCCUUCCUGGAGGGUGAACUGGACGAGAAGGAGAACCUACUGGAGUCAGUUCAGAGACUGAAGGAUGAAGCCAGAGGUACGGACGGGGACAACCCCUAACUGUACCCUACCUUCCCCUAACUCCCUGUCCCCUACUAAUCAAGGGCUUGAUGAUUAGUUGAAUCCGAUGUACUGAUAUAUAUGAAAUAAGUGGAACUGCUGGCUGGUACUUGAGGAGAGGGUUGGGAAACACUGCCCUAUCCAUUUGGUUGAAUCCUGUCUGUAUUGGUGUGUCUGAUGCCCCAGCCCUGAGACAGAGGACUCCAGACAGAAUGUCAUGUCUGUAAUCAUGUCAGUAUUGGUGCUUGUAUCUCAUUUCUGUCUAUCUGUCCCCCCCCAGACCUGAGACAGGAGAUGGCAGUGAGGGAGAGGACUACAGACAGGUUGUCAGCCCCCAGCUCUCCUACCCUGGACAUCGACAAGUUGGACUCUGCUGUCCAGGCCUCCCUGUCCCUGCCUGCCACCCCUGUAGGGAAGGGAAUGGAACACCCCUUCCUCAACCCUAAAUCAUCAGGUAGGUCAACAGCCAUGUCUUCUAACAGACCUGGGUGGAAAUAGUAUUAGUUUUCUUUCAAAUACUUUACAUGUGCUUUACAUUUACAUGUUAGGCAUUUAGCAGACGCUCUUAUCCAGAGCGACUUACAGGAGCAAUUAGGGUUAAGUGCCUUGCUCAAGGGCACAUCGACAGAUUUUUCACCUAGUCGGCUCGGGAAUUAGAACCAGCAACUUUUCGGUUACUGGCACAACGCUCUUAACCACUAAGCUACCUGCACCCGGCAAGCUUUAUUGAGCUUGCCGGGUGCAAUGGAACCAAUGGAAGAGUCUCAAAAGUCACUCCAGGCAGUCUCAAUUAAAUGCUCAAAGUGUUUUGAAAGUAUAUAAAUACUAUUUGAACCCAGGUCUGUUUUUUAGUUCCUUAACUUUUGGAGCUGUACCUCCAUGUGAAACAGUUUCUAUGUCUCUGUCAUGCUAAAUACUGUCUCUUUGAACCCAGGUCUUUACCUCCAUGUGAAACAGUUUCUAUGUCUCUGUCAUAUGCUAAAUACUGUCUCUCCCCCCCCCUCUCUCUCUCUCUAUCUCUCUACAGUGUUAACAAAUGGCUGUGGGCAUGGUAGCUCACCUCUGACCCCAUCAGCAAGAAUCUCUGCUCUUAAUAUCGUUGGGGACCUACUUAGAAAAGUGGGGGUAAAUAUCAGACCUUUGUUUCUUGUAGCAAUGUUUUCCAAUGCCAUUGUUAUGCAUCCAUCCUCUAUGAAGCUAAUGUUGGCAACAAAACAUUAACACUCUUCUUGAGUGAACCCGACAGUUUGGCUUCCAUCUCUUCUCUUGACUUGACAGCAGAGUAUAUUUGAAAUAUAUCCUGAAUUAAAGGUUAAAGGUUACAACAGAAUCCUCAGCUUGUGAUUAGUCUAAUGUAGGCCAUGUUUGUCUGUCGUUAGGCGCUGGAGUCCAAGCUAGCUGCAUGUAGGAACUUUGCCAAGGACCAGGCAGUGAGGAAAACCUACUCCACGUCAUCCACCAACAUGAUCACUGGGAAAGGAAACCUCAUCAACAGCAACGCCACCAAGUUCUCCCACUCACUACACACCACCUACUACGACAAAACGUGAGUUCCCUCUCUCAGGAGUAUUCCCACUGUUCCAUCUAUCUCUCGGAGUUGCUCUCUCUCUCAGGAGUAUUCCCACUGUUCCAUCUCUCUCGGAGUUGCUCUCUCUCAGGAGUAUUCCGACUGUUCCAUCUAUCUCUCGGAGUUGCUCUCUCUCUCAGGAGUAUUCCCACUGUUCCGUCUAUCUCUGAGUUGUUCUCUCUCGUAGGAGUAUUCCCACUGUUCCAUCGAUCUCUCGGAGUUGCUCUCUCAGGAGUAUUCCCACUGUUCCAUCUAUCUCGGAGUUGUUCUCUCUCGUAGGAGUAUUCCCACUGUUCCAUCGAUCUCUCGGAGUUGCUCUCUCUCUCAGGAGUAUUCCCACUGUUCCAUCGAUCUCUCGGAGUUGCUCUCUCUCUCUCAGGAGUAUUCCCACUGUUCCAUCGAUCUCUCGGAGUUGCUCUCUCUCUCUCUCAGGAGUAUUCCCACUGUUCCAUCUAUCUCGGAGUUGUUCUCUCUCUCAGGAGUAUUCCCACUGUUCCAUCGAUCUCUCUGCUUGACUUCCUGUCUGCAGUGUUAGUGUGACUCACUCAGAGACAGUAUAAGAAGUGAGAGGCUGAAUAGACUCUAGCUCUAUAUCAUUUUUAACCAGAGUUGGUCUAAACAGAGUAUGUAGAGAAUACCCAAAUAGCUUUCUAUUUGAUAUUGUGAAUGAACUAACCUCUGUCCUCUUGCUUUCUCUGUGUCUGUGUUCCAUGUCUGUGGUGUUCAUAUGUCUGGUGUUGGUGUUGUCGCCCACAGGGCUGUGAAUGGACUGGACCACAGCACCCUGACUGCCCUGGCGUCGCCCCGGACUGUCUCCCCUCCUGGCAUGCUGCCUCUCACCGUUUAGCGUGGCACCACCCCCAACCUCACCCCAACCUCUGGACAAGCUCACCACAGAACAAGGGUACCCCUCAUCCCUCACCCCAAUCUCUGCCCAAGCUCCUGUGCGCCCCACAGAACAAUGAGAGGAGAGAACACUUGAAGAACCGUUUGUGUGUGUGUGUGUGUGUGU